This is a messenger RNA of Adelges cooleyi (spruce gall adelgid), 1064 nucleotides long. Its product is annotated as UPF0764 protein C16orf89 homolog. The record is from RefSeq and is a predicted model, not a curated record. The transcript is spliced from 6 exons. NCBI's taxonomy places the organism in Eukaryota, Metazoa, Arthropoda, Insecta, Hemiptera, Adelgidae. The coding region runs from base 12 to 962 and encodes 316 amino acids. Gene Ontology annotation, cellular component: cytosol; membrane.
UUGACAACAUCAUGUGGGCGUAUUUCGUUUGUCUGACCCUGUUGUGCUCCCCGACAGCUCACGGAUCAUACGGCAACGACUUGAUCGGCCUUCAGGAUUGGCAAAGCAAAAUAUUGGAUUCCAUCGAAUCAACGAUCACUCACUAUUUAAACGAAAACGACGAAGUCAUCAACGCCAACUUAAUGCUCGGAGUGUCUAUAAUGAAAGGCCAACUGAUGUCUUGUGUCAAUAAGCCCGCGAGAAGCCGCAAAUCGUUCGAACUAAUGAAAAGGUGGUACGCCAUUAACAAAGUGACUAAUAAGCUCUACGAGAAAUUCUACAGAACAAAUAUAACAGAACCGAAAAUUACUAAAAAAAUUCUCGAUCCCGAGCUCUGGACUUCUUCAAAGGAGAUAAUACAUUCGACUCAUCAUUUACCAAUAAAUGAAGCCGACAUGGACUCGUCCGUUGUCGAAGACUUGUUUUUUCAAAACGUAUCGGACACUUGUAUUCUAGAGUUGCUCACCUCUUGCCGGCCGUCUGCAAAAUGCAUUCGCAGUGAACUCGAAGAUAACUUUUUGGGGUACGCGUUAACCCAUCAAGUGUUGUACAUUCAUAUUUUGAAAAAGAUGAACUGCAUCAAAUCAAGUGUUCAUAUCAUACUGGACGGAUUCACUCAGGACAAAUGUAACACCAUGUUCAACGAAGCCAUGUACAUAGUCGGCGAUUCCAAUGUUUUCAAUGACUACAAAGAUUUAUUCAUCGAACAAAUUGCUGUAUGCGGAAUGGAGAAUAUGGUGGAUUUUAUUCGACCAGAAUGGUUAUUGGUUCUCAUGUCAUUACAAAACCAGCAAGGAUGUUUUCAAAGCGGCGACGAUAACCAAUCUUGUGAUUUACACUUGGCAGGAGUGUCGCUGGCUGCGCUAGGAGUUUACUGGAAAUUUGUAUGCUUCAAGAACAAUAAAAUAAUCAACAAGGGCUAAAUGUUUUUCUGUAUUCAUAUAAUAAUAUAUAUUUAAAAUAUCAGAUAAUAUACAAUUUACCGUUUCAAUUUGGUCUUUAUACAGGUUACAAUAUAAUAUAUA